This is a messenger RNA of Ceratosolen solmsi marchali, 4740 nucleotides long. RefSeq names its product Ras GTPase-activating protein raskol (gene raskol). Gene Ontology annotation, biological process: regulation of GTPase activity. Bases 78 to 4493 code for a protein of 1471 amino acids. The transcript has 12 exons. Lineage: Eukaryota; Metazoa; Arthropoda; Insecta; Hymenoptera; Agaonidae. The record is from RefSeq and is a predicted model, not a curated record.
GUUGUUGUGCGCGAGCUUCCCCCAAACCCCUUCCGCCGAAUGGGAGCCCUGGCCUGAGUACGGACCGGGGCCCCAGGAUGCUGGGCGCCGAGCAGCACGAGGGCGUCUCGCCCAAGCGCAGAUCGACCUUCUACGUCUCCCUCGAGGGCGACUCGCCCCGUAAGUUCCGUAUGCACGAGGCCGAGGGCAAAUCCGAGUCCGGGGGCUAUCCAAUCAGUCCCUCGAAGACGGCGCCGAACGUGCCGCUCCUCGCCCGUGCCCAAAGCACCGGCACCUAUAGACCCAAGCGCUCCGAGUCCAGUGGCAUGCUCGGACCCAAGGGCAAGGUGCAGUCGCUCACCCGGAUAUUCGAGAGCCCGGGGAGCGGCAAGCCCGAGCCCGAGAAGGAGCAGAAGCGGCGUGUAGAGCGCACGCGCUCCUUCAAGACGAUCGAGCGCUUCCAAAGUCGCUUUGCCGCGAGGAAGGACCCGGAGGUCCGCGCCAAGUCCGGGACGCGGGAGCCGCCCGUCAAGGUCCAGACGAGUUUCACGGACCUCGUCAUUAGGCGGAGCCAGAGCGCGAAACUCGUUAGGGCCGCAGCAGCCGCCGCUGCUGCCGCCGCCGCUGCUGCCGCCGCCACCGCCGCCACCGUCACCAUUACCACCACUGCCACCGCUACCAACAACACAACUAUUGUCACUGUCCCGAUUAAGCCGGACGACGCGGACUCGGGACAGGAGAACGACGAGCCGAUUCUCGACGGUGAGGCCAAGACCGGGUUCGACGAGACCGACACGGACGCUGGCGUUCAUUCAGACACAUCGUACGAGAAGGCAUGCAGAAGGGGCAGUGCUCCAGCCACCCCCGUACUUGGCGCACGACCACUCGACGUCACCCCCAAUCGUAUUGUCAACUUCUUCUCGAAGCGAUCGUUUCGAUCGAAUCCAUUGAAGAGGACCAAGAGCGUGACGAAGCUCGAGCGCCAAAAGCAGCGCGGCGUCGGCAUCGGCGGUGGCGCCGGACUCCGGGGCUGCCGCUCCCACGAGUCGCUCCUCUGCGGCCAGGCGGUGACCUCGAUGGACCUGGCCGCGGUCACGCCGCUUCACCCGAGCCUCCUCGGUAGGCCGCACUGCUUCCAGGUGACGCCCAGCAACGGCGGCCCCAAGUACUUCAGCUGCAGGACCGCUCACGAGAGGGAUCAGUGGCUGCACAGUCUGCGCAAGUCCGUGCAGCCGGAAGCCGAGCAGACGCGUCGCACCGACAAUUCCCUGCAGAUCUGGCUACUGGAGGCUAAGGGUGUACCCGCGAAGAAACGCUACUUCUGCGAGGUCUGCCUGGACUCGACCCUCUACGCGCGGACCACCGCCAAGCUCAAAGCCGACCUUUGCUUCUGGGGUGAGCGCUUCGACUUCCAUCACCUGCCAGCCGUCAAUACCAUCCAGGUGAACCUUUACCGUGAGGCCGACCGUAAGAAGAAGCGAGACAAGAACGUGCUGAUCGGUUCGGUGAAUAUACCCGUGCACAACGUGACGUCACGCUACCUAACGGAAAAAUGGUACUCCGUGGUCGGGGACAAGGGCCCGCUCAAGGACCCACCGGCUCUGCGGGUCAAGUGCCGCUUCCAGUCGGUCGACAUACUGCCCGUCCAGGUCUACCACGAGUUCCUGGACUACCUAAAGACCGACUACGCGUCCCUCUGCGAGAAGCUGGAACCGGUGAUCGGCGUGAAGGCCAAGGAGGACAUCGCCACGGCUCUCGUCGCCGUCAUGCAGAGGGAGAAGAGGGCGCCACAAUUCCUCGCCGAUCUCGUCAUGAUGGACAUACAUCGAAUUGACGACGAGAGGCUGACGUUCCGUGGCAAUAGCCUCGCUACGAAGGCGAUGGAGGCCUACCUCAAGCUCACGGGCGACCGCUACCUUCAAGAGACCCUCGGCCCGGUGGUACGCGGCGCCGUCGAGGGCGGUGACUGCGAGGUCGAUCCCCUGAAAGUCGCCUCCGUCGCAGCGCUCCACAAGCAACAGCAAAAUCUCCGGGCGGCCGUGGAGCUCGCCUGGAGCCGCAUCCUCGCCAGCCACUCGCACUUCCCGGCCGAGCUGAGGGAGUGCUUCCGUAUAUUCAGAGAGAGGCUCGCCGAGAUGGGCAGGGAGGACAUGGCCGACAAUCUCAUAUCCGCCUCGAUAUUCCUCAGGUUCCUCUGCCCCGCGAUACUCAGCCCCUCGCUAUUCAACAUUACGCACGAGUAUCCAAAUGAGAAGGCAGCAAGAAAUUUGACGCUGGUGGCGAAGACUCUGCAGACUCUCGCGAAUUUCACGCGAUUCCAAGGGAAGGAGAAUUUUAUGGAAUUUAUGAACGACGUGUUGGAGCGCGAAGCACCGUCAAUGAAGACCUUUUUACAAUUAAUAAGCAGUUCCGUGACAAAGGAGACGCCGAGUAUAUCUCUGGAAUUCGACGGUUACAUUGACCUCGGGAAGCAGUUAUCGCUUCUUCAUGCGUUGCUACGCGAGAGUGUCGCAGCAGCCCCCUCGAAUUCACCGACCGCCCCAGCAUCUCGUCUGCCCGAUAUCCUGGAGAGGAUCUCCCACGCUCUCGAUCAGCCGGGUCCCAGCCCCGUGCCCUCGACGCUUCGCUAUCCCAAUCUCCAGAACAAUAUAUUUCGCUAUAAUGAUCCGACGAUCGCCAACAGUAACACCAAUCUCUCAAUAUCCGGCACCUCCACCCUCAGCAGUAAUCACAGCACUCUGAACGGCACGAUCGGCGACAGCGCCGAGAUACUCCAGAGCAACACACUGGGGCACAACGCUAACAACGGCAACCGCAGCCCCAACGUUAUAAGGGCCGCCACUUUACCCCGUAACGCCUAUCUACCGACCAACGGCAAACUUCAGCUGCAGAUAAACUCGGACGAGUAUCCUCUAGAGCCGCCCGCUUUCGUCUCUAGAUCGCCUACACCCAUAGUCCGCCAACAGCAGCAUCAUCAACGAUCCACUGCCUUUACGAAUAAUCGUAGUGGGCCGGGAUAUCGUCUCACCGCCAGUGCUAGCCUGGCCAAUGUCAAUCACUGCCAAACGGCCAGUCACCCCACUAGCCCCACAAGAUCCGAGAGCCACAGCAAUCUCAAAGACUCAAAUUACAAUAUCACCGGCACUCAGCCCAACAACGGCACUAUACUUCAGCAUCGGCACAACAUCACCAGGCUCCAGAAUCUCGAAAUUCACGACAGAUGCGACGACAAUUACAAUCACAAUAAUUACAAUGUGACGAGAUCGGCGAGCAGGAACCAUUGCCACAAGGAGGAGAACGCCAAUCAGACUCACCAGCAAAACGCCUACAACAACGUGAGCAAGACGACGAUAAACGCCAAUAGUCAUACGGGCUCAAACAUCACCCUAUCGAUAAAUCAUCAGCCGAACAACAAUAGCUACCACAGCAUCAAGGGGAGCACGGUGAAUAACGGAGGUGGUGGCCAAUUGGCCAACGGUAAUCUCGACGAGCUCUCGGACCUGCUGCGCUACGCCGACGACGAAGUCUCCGAGUCCAAGUCACAGAAGGGCUCGCAAAUAUCGAUCUCCCAGCUAAGUAACGUCGCCUCCUCGGGAUACCAGAGCUUCGCGGCCUAUAGCCAGAGUUCGAGCCCCGUGGAGCUGAGCAGUGGUAACGCGAACGUUCACAUUCUCGGUGGAGGGCCCCUGGCCUUCGCCAAUCCCGUCUAUCACAUGGAGUCGAAUCAUCAUGGGCGCAACGGGAGACGAGGCAGCACGAGCUCCGACGAGCGCGAGGGCAGUAACGGAGGCGUCGAGGCCGUUCGUGGUGUCGACCUCAGCCCCUCGCCGCCCCUCCAGCAGAACGCCCGCAACCUACAGAGGAACGGGGCCCAGCCGCACCAGUGGCGGCAAACCAACGUCUCCGUUCGGCCUGCCAGCAACGAGCAGAGCCAGAGCACCGUCUGCUGCACGAAACUCAGGAGGCGGCUCUCGCUCGACUCCACCAGGGACCUCUCCGACACGAGCGAGGAAGAGAGCUGCGCCACCAGGAGGAGCAAGUCCAGGAGCCACCGGAGCAUCGAUCAGUACGAAGUGGAAAUCGAGAGGCUGCAGAGCAGCGUCGAUCGACUGCGCGCCCGGCUGGGCGCCGCCGAAGACGCCGAUACCGAGGGCAUCGGCCCGGACACCAAAAUGAAGAGCAUUAUCUCCAGGUUAAUAUCCGUGGAGGAGGAGCUGCGUCGCGAGCAGCAGAAGAUGUCGGCCGCGCUGUCGUACAAGCAGCGCGUGAUAGACGCGCAGGAGCAGCAGAUAGCGGCUCUCGACGCGGCCAACUCGCGCCUCAUGUCGUCCAAUACAAGACUGUUGUCCGCAUUAAGCACCCUGAGGGAGCGCUAUCACGCAAGUAACAACGGCACCAAGUCGAGCAACGGCAGCGCCGCCAACAACAACGGGCCCGUGGCCGAUACCCAGGCGACCACGGCGCUGCUUCAGAACAUCGCGGACAUCGCCGAGCUCAAGAGCUCAUCAUGCUAGAGCCCCCGGGCAGCCGUUACGUAGCCUUAGAAUCUCUAGAGAUGGCCGUCGCCGUCACCGUCGCCGACGACGGACAACGAGCUCCCUGGUUAGAUAUUAAGCGAUCACGACUGCGCUUUAUUAUUUAUCUGAACGGUGUGCCGCACGACCAAGUCUCGCUUCAUAGGUUUACCUCUCUGUCUAUGCGCGCGUUCUCUUGACGAGAGAUCUAUGGCUAUGGGUCGAAACGAUCGUCCAAAAUCCCGUU